Molecule: messenger RNA, 1842 nt
Organism: Chondrus crispus (carragheen)
Lineage: Eukaryota; Rhodophyta; Florideophyceae; Gigartinales; Gigartinaceae
Product: NADPH-dependent diflavin oxidoreductase NDOR
Exons: 1
Coding region: 1-1842 (613 amino acids)
Cellular component (GO): cytosol
Molecular function (GO): FMN binding; oxidoreductase activity; flavin adenine dinucleotide binding
Source: RefSeq, a predicted model, not a curated record
AUGACCGCAGAUGCUAGUCCGGUACAUGUUCUCUACGCGACAGCGACGGGCACGGCUGAGGACGUCGCUCAAAGUCUCUCCGAGUCGCUCGCCGCCCGCGGUACUCUGAUCAAGAGCUGCACAACCGUUGAUGAAUACAACAUUGCAAGCCUACCCGUCCACUCAUCGCAAGGUCACCGUUUCAUUUUCAUAAUCGCGACAUGUGGCGAUGGGGAGGUGCCGCUUAGUAUGCGCAAAUUCUGGCAUUUUAUUAGGCGCGCAGAUCUUCCGGGCGGCAUACUAGCAGAGAUGCGAUUUGCCAUCUUCGGGCUUGGAGAUAGGGCGUACGUCAAGUUCAAUGCAGCGGCGAGAAAACUGCACUUAAGAUUGCAGGACCUAGGGGCAGCGCCUUUUGCGUCGCUUGCGCUUGGCGAUGACAGUGCGCAGGGUGGCUAUGACAAGGAGCUGAUGCCAUGGUUUGCAAGCGUUUGUCAGGCUGUCGUGCCAAAAUCUCAUACUAAUACCAAUUACACAGACAGAAGAGGGGAGGUUAUCGAACCGCGUAUUUGCGUGCACCUAGUAGAUAAGGGAAAGGGAACGCUAAGUGGGUCAGCUGCCACAAACAUCUGGAAAAGUGGGCAGGCAGAACUCUCGGACUCAAUCGCAGUUGGCGAUCUACAUGAAUCUCAUGUGCUUAAAAACGAUAUUAUUACGGAUGCCGCAUUUCUAUCGGAUGACAAAGAGGUGCGUCACAUCGAACUGGACGUCUCUAAGGCACCUGCAAAGUCUGGCCUGCUAGAUUAUAUUCCAGGAGAUAUUGUGCAUGUCAUGCCGAGAAAUCGGGCGUCAGCAGUAGACGCGUUCUUCCAGCUGACAGGGUUUGACGAAAAUGCUGUUGUGCGAGUAGAACAGUCGCACACUAAAAAGCGAUUCGGCUCCUACACGCUAAACGUCCAGCAGCCGUGCGUACUAAGAGAGUUCGUGUCAGCCCAGCUCGACCUCAGUUGCAUGCCGCGGCGCCGUUUUUUCGAGAGAUUGGCCCCUUUUGCAGCGGACGCAAUGCAACAAGAGAAAUUGAUCGAGUUCGCGUCUGCAGAUGGAGCUGAUAUUCUGACGCAAUACGCCUACCGCGAAAAACGAACUAUCUUGAUGGUGUUGCGAGACUUUCCGUCUGCGAGACCUCCACUUGAUCAUCUAGUUGAUAUGAUUCCGGUGUUGAAGUCACGGGCUUUCUCAAUAGCAUCGUCGCAGCAAGCACAUGCGGGACAAAUUCAUAUUUGCGCUUCGAUCGUGCGUUACACAACGCCUCUGAAGUUUGCGCGUGUGGGGGUAUGCUCUUCUUUUUUUCUGAACUUGGGUGUCGGAGAUGUUGUCCCAAUAUUUUUGGAGAAGGGGACGUCGCUAAGAUUUAAGGAGUCUAAACCUAGUAUCAUGCUUGGUCCUGGCACUGGCGUCGCUCCGAUGCGCUCAUUUAUCAGCUCAAGUAAACCCAACGUUAAUGGAAAUACUCUAUUCUUUGGAUGUAGAUCGCGACGUGGCGACUUCCUCUACGAAAAAGAAUGGGAGCAAUACCAGGCUUCGGGUCAAUUUUCUUCCCUUGUGACAGCGUUUUCCAGGGAAAGAGCAGGCGCAAAAGUAUAUGUCCAGGACAAACUUCUAGAGGAAUGUGAAAAUAUUUGGACUCUGGUUGCUAAGAAAGAGGCGCACGUGUACGUUGCAGGGGCUGCAGGUGCUAUGCCAAAAAGUGUACGGCUAGCUUUGGUUGAGAUUUGUCAACGAUCAGGCGGACUAUCCGAGAUCGAAAGUAAUUCGUACGUUCGACAGAUGGAGGUUGAUGGACGAUUGCAAAUGGAGUGUUGGUGA